Messenger RNA from Caenorhabditis sp. 36 PRJEB53466, 1280 nucleotides. The record is from the annotation of a GenBank genome assembly. Lineage: Eukaryota; Metazoa; Nematoda; Chromadorea; Rhabditida; Rhabditidae.
AUGGGUGUCAUUCUGCAAGAUCAGGUCGCCCUCGUCACCGGAGCUUCUCGAGGAAUCGGUAACUCGACGCGGCUCAUUUGAGAUUUAACAUUUGCUUUUUGAAGGUCGAGGGAUAGCUCUCCAGCUGGGAGAAGCCGGAGCAACAGUUUAUAUCACAGGGAGACGGCCCGAACUCAGCGACAACUUCAAAAUGGGACUCCCGUCGUUGGAGCAUGUUGCCAAAGGUAUUCAUCACAAUUGAAGCACUCUCUCACAACCAAUUUCUCUUCAGAAAUCACAAAGCGCGGAGGGAAAGGAAUCGCCUUGUACGUGGAUCAUUCGAACAUGACAGAAGUGAAGUUCCUGUUCGAAAAGAUAAAAGAAGAUCAGAACGGAAGGCUGGACAUUCUGGUGAACAACGUCUACAAUUCGCUGGGAAAGGCCACCGAAAUGAUCGGCAAACCUUUCUUCGAUCAAGAUCCUUCAAUGUGGGACUCUAUAAACGACGUCGGUCUCAGGUAUGUUCCUUUCUCGUCAAAAACCAUUAAAACGUGUUUAGAAAUCACUAUUACUGCUCCGUUUACGCGGCUCGAAUGAUGGUGGAGAGAAGGAGCGGGCUCAUUGUGAACGUGGCAUCGCUCGGCGGACUCAAGUCUGUCCGCUUCCUAAUUUCACUUUCUCCAUUUUGACAGUUUGUGUUCAGGUACGUGUUCAAUGUGGCCUACGGAGCCGGAAAAGAGGCGUUGGCACGCAUGUCGACUGAUAUGGCCGUCGAGUUGAACGUGAGCAACCGACAGUUUGAGUAGAGAACAGUCGAUCCUUCCUUCUAGGCGUACAAUGUUUGCGUCAUCACUCUGAUGCCUGGACCCGUGAAGACAGAGUCUUCCAGAAGAUCGGCUGUGGGGGACAGAGUACAGCCGAGCAAAGAAAUCAUGGUGAGCCAAUAAUGUUCAUUCGGUACGCGAAUCCAUCUUACAGGAAGUUCAUGAGAAGGGAGAGUCCCCCGAGUUUACCGGAAAGGCGCUGGCCCGUUUGGCGAUGGAUCCGGGCAGAUUGAAAAAGUCCGGAAAGACCCUGUUCACGGAGGACCUUGCUCAGAAGUACGAUUUUUCGGAUAAACAGGGUGAGAGACCAGUGAGACAGUAUUGAACAAAAAGAAACGUUUAGGAAUGGAGCCACAAAACAUCAGAAGUGUUCGAACGAUUCUGGAGACUAUGGGCAAGCCAGAAGUGGCGAAAUACGUGCCGCCAAGAGUGAAACUGCCAAAAUGGGUCAUCUGGCAGACUGUCAAUCGCUUCUGA